AUGCUAGUGAGGUUGAGGAGGCAGGUGAAGAUGCUGGAGGUGCCGGUGCCGAGGGAGAGGAUGUGGGGGCCGCGCUGGGAGGAGGUGGUGAGGGGUGCUGGGGGAGGUGGCCGCUGGAGGAUGCGGCGAUGCCGGGGGGUGGCGGUGCCGGCGUAUGCGCUGGACAACAGGGAGCUCGAGUGGCUGGAGGCGUUUUUGGAGACGUGUGACUAUAUGAGUGGGAUGCAGGAGAUGUGGUCGGAGGGCGUGACGGUGCAGGAGUGGUGGAGGAGUAGGGAGGUGGGGGUGUAG
This is a messenger RNA of Morchella sextelata, 291 nucleotides long. RefSeq lists its product as uncharacterized. The record is from RefSeq and is a predicted model, not a curated record. Bases 1 to 291 code for a protein of 96 amino acids. The transcript is spliced from 2 exons. Lineage: Eukaryota; Fungi; Ascomycota; Pezizomycetes; Pezizales; Morchellaceae.